AUUGCCUGUUUAGUCUUAUUCGCAGAGCAAAGGGGAUCAGCUGCUAAGUUCUUCUUCCUCGGAUUACGCUAAAUAUUGGGGCAGAGGCAAAAAGGGGGACAUUUUCAUCACCCUUGGCGCCAAUUUAACUAGUAUAGCAGUGAUUUCUGCUCAAUUUCUUCAUCAACAAAGUUGGAAGUAUACUUGCAAGGUUUGAAUACAUAGGAAAUAAGAAGAUGCAUCCUCCUCUAACAAUCCAUAGGCACCCCAUGUGUGCAGACAUUAUUGAACUGUUCCAAAAGUGCCAUACGGAGCAUCCUAUUGGUAAAUUUUUUGGUGACUGCACUGAUCUGAAAAUAAAGCUUGACAAUUGUUUCCGCCAGGAAAAAGCUGUGAAGCGAAAGGCAAAUUUUGAGCAGAGCAAAAAGUUGAAAGAGAGGUUACAAGCAUACAGGAAGGAAAAUGCUGAGAAUAGAGCUGAGAACAAUUUUGUGCAAUCAUAAUGUAGAAGCUAAAUAUGGAUAUGCAAGUGCAAAAUUCUUGCAUAGAAAGGGUACAGAAAAAGACACAUCAAACUGGUUGCAGCUUGAAGUGGAGAUAUUCUUGAACGCCAAAUGUAAUAUAUUUUUUAUGGAGCUCUCUAAUAUUGGAGAAAUUGGAUUAUCAUUUAAAUUCCUUCCGCCAUUGAAGGCUAGAAAAAUAUCAUUUCCUCGGGAUAUUUUGUGGAAGAUGAUGUCUUUAUGUCAUAACUGUCUAUACGUGAUCGUGAUGAUUAUAAAUUUCUACUAAUCGAUGGGUUUAUGCAUUUUUUUGCGGGUUGAAGUAUAACAGAAUCGAUUGAUAGUGUGUA
Messenger RNA from Olea europaea var. sylvestris, 829 nucleotides. Its product is annotated as COX assembly mitochondrial protein 2 homolog. NCBI's taxonomy places the organism in Eukaryota, Viridiplantae, Streptophyta, Magnoliopsida, Lamiales, Oleaceae. Bases 216 to 482 code for a protein of 88 amino acids. The record is from RefSeq and is a predicted model, not a curated record. Gene Ontology annotation, cellular component: mitochondrion. The transcript is spliced from 4 exons.